Messenger RNA from Lathyrus sativus (Indian pea), 969 nucleotides. Lineage: Eukaryota; Viridiplantae; Streptophyta; Magnoliopsida; Fabales; Fabaceae. The record is from the annotation of a GenBank genome assembly.
AUGAUGAAGUUAUAUCAAUUUGAAUUCUCCUUAUUCCUUCUCCUUACCAUUCUCAAUACAACCUACCAACAGAUAACACCAGAGAUUACCGUCGUAUCUCAAAUCAAACAAUAUCUGUACGAUUUUGGCUACAUCAAAGAAUCGAAGGACUACUUCGACGAAGUUAUAGACAAAGAUACAAUAUCCGCUAUUAAAACCUACCAACAAUUUUUCAAUCUCCAAGUUACUGGUGAACUAAAUACCGAGACUUUGCAACAAAUAUCAUUACCACGAUGUGGUGUUCCCGAUAUGAAUUUCGAGUAUGGCUUUAAUGAUGCAACUAAUACAUCGCAGCCGAAAGGAAACAAGUGGUUUCCCAAGGGCACGAAAACUCUCACCUAUGGUUUUAAUCCCGAAAGUGAAAUCUCAAUCUACAUGACCAGCGCGUUUAGAAAUGCCUUCGCGCGAUGGUCGAUGACCACUAGAAUCAUGAAAUUCAACGAGACAGCAUACGAUGAUGCUGACAUUAAGAUUGGAUUCUACUUUAUUGAUUACGACAAUGUGGUUGAUAGGCUUGUAGUGGCUGAUACAUUUAUUAGUUUGAAUGUUGAUUCAAAGGUUAUGUCCGGUAUGAUGCGUCUCCAAGGUACGAAGAAUUGGAAGUUGCCAACUGACAACGACACUUUGUUGUGGUGGUUAGGAGACUUUGACUUGGAGAGUGUGGCAAUGCAUCAAAUAGGUCAUUUGCUUGGACUUGAUCAUUCUUCCCAUAAUGAGUCAAUUAUGUAUCCAGCAAUCUUGCCAUCACAACAAAGGAAGGUGCAGAUAACAGAUUCUGAUAACAAAACCAUCCAACAACUCUACAGCGCCAAUGCUAUCAAAGACAGUGCAAACUUUGGUGAUAGUGGGAGCUUCAAACUUGUUGGGCCUAGCUCUGGUUUUCUUACCUCUUUAUUCCUUGGAUUUACUUUUGUUGGUUUAUUGAAUUAG